Emiliania huxleyi CCMP1516 is the source of this 417-nucleotide messenger RNA. RefSeq lists its product as hypothetical. The coding region runs from base 1 to 417 and encodes 138 amino acids. The record is from RefSeq and is a predicted model, not a curated record. NCBI's taxonomy places the organism in Eukaryota, Haptophyta, Isochrysidales, Noelaerhabdaceae. The transcript has a single exon.
AUGCUGUCCUCGCAGAUGCGGGUCCAUUGUGGCGGACCCGACGCUGCUCAACAGAUUGAUGGUGCCCCCCACGAUCCCCUCGCCGCCGUGCUGCACGGCCAGUGCUUGGAGCUCCAGCAACGGCUGCCAAACAUCCUCAGCUGGGAAGAGAAGUUCCCUCCCAUCAUCGGUGACCUCGCGAGUGGAAACCGCAUCGAGGACGUCCUUGAGGGCCUCAAGUCGCUGGCCCGCCUGCAGCCACUUGAGCGCCGCAUCUUCAUCGCGCGCUUUCGAUGUUUACUAGAGCCGUUCGUCGCUCUUGAAGCGCUGGGCCCAUUCCCAGGCGAGAGAGCCAAGGUGGCAGCCCAGGUAUGUGAGUACGCAUGCUUGUUUCUGCAGGAUGCCCUCCCCCCUCGCAAGUCUCUCUGCCUGGUGUGA